Diabrotica balteata is the source of this 1461-nucleotide messenger RNA. The record is from the annotation of a GenBank genome assembly. Lineage: Eukaryota; Metazoa; Arthropoda; Insecta; Coleoptera; Chrysomelidae.
AUGCCGACAGAAGAUAAAUCACAGAUACGUAAUUUGUUAGAUAAUGAAACAAAUACCUCUGUAAAAUCAAGAAUAUCUAAAAACAACAAUACCAAAAAAUAUAUAAAUCAGAAUGGUAAACAGGAGGAAAAUGUCAGUAAUCUUGAAGAGGAAAAUAAGAAAGAUAAAUUCUCUUUACCAAGUAAACAAUUUUCAAUUAGGGAAUCGUAUAUAUUGCAAUUAUUUGAACAAAAUAGAACGAUAAAGUCUAUUUAUAACAUACUUGUUGCAAAUUAUAUCCUAUUUAUUUUUGCAUUUACUUUAAAGGAAUAUAUGAAUCAUCAAAGGUUGCCCAAAGCAUUACUUGUAAUUCCUCGUUCAUUUGGAAAAAUGCAUUUAGUUGCAAUGGUAUGGCUGGGAAACAACUUUGCAACAUUUUCAACCUAUUACUUCUUUCUUCUAUGGGGAAAAACUAGACAAAAAGUGAUUUUUCAAAAACUAUGGGACAUAUUAUGGAUUCUUCUGCUAAUUACUUAUUACAUUAUGUCAUUUGUAGUGAUAACAAAGGUAGUGUUUGCCUUGAAUUUACCAUUCGCAUCAGCUAUUAUUAUUACAAUGGAGUCGGUACGUUUUUUAAUGAAAGUUCACGCCUUUGUCAGACAUAAUGCUCCAAAGAUGUUACAUAAUUCUGGCGAUAAAACAGCAGAUGAUUGUCUUUCAUUCUCGAAAUUUCUAUAUUUUUUGUAUAUACCAACAAUAAUCUAUAGGGACCAGUAUCCCAGGUUAAAGACGAUAAGAUGGGGGUUUGUGUUUUAUCGGUUACUGGAAAUCGCUAAUAUAAUAAUUUUUUUGGCGUAUUGGUACGAGUACGUCAUUACACCAUAUUUUAAAGAUACUUGCUUAAAAACAUGGAGCGCGCUGGAGGUAUUUCUGCUGUUUCUUGAAUUCUCUAUACCAGCUUACCUAAUUAUAUUUGUGAUGUUCUUUACUGUACUACACUCCAUACAAAAUGCUGUAGGCGAACUUCUUAGAUUUGGAGAUCGAUUGUUUUACGCUGAUUGGUGGAACUGUACAAAUGUUCAACAGUAUUACAGGAAAUGGAAUUUGGUAAUUGGAGACUGGCUUUACACCUACAUUUACAAAGACAUGUAUGAAAUAAUUGUCCCUGGUAAUAGAAAUCUAGGAAAAAUUAUAACUGUACUGAUCUCUGCUCUAGUGCACGAAUGGAUUUGCACUGUUUGCUCUGGAUAUUUUCUUCCACUCCACAUACCACUUAUGAGUUUUAGUACAAUUUGCAUGUAUGUAUUUAGAGUAAAAGAAUAUACCACUGCUUCUAACAUUGUAUACAUUAUAAUGAUAAUGUUAGGUACCAACAUUAUUAUAACCUUUUAUGCUUUUGAGCAUUUUACUAGGUUGAAUUUUCCUUCAAAUAAACAGUUUGUGUCAUUAUUUUGGACAAGUAAUUGUGUUAGUUUACAGUAG